CGACAACCUCGAGCUCCAGUAUCCUGCAAUCUACGAUUCAACGGCAGAACCCCAACUUCGUGCAGCCUGUGUACUUGUACUUGUGUUCAUUUUAUCUGCUAGAGUUUUCAAGGUCUCACAUGUACAUGCAACUACAACCACGAUGAAUUCUGUCUCAACGACCUGGUUUCGAGCGUGCCGGGCACCAUGUCGCAACAUUGUCCCGACGUGCUCGUCGUCGUCAUCAAAGAUGACGAGCUUCUCGGUGUCGAGAGCACCUCAGAGAAUAAGAGCUCCUCAUUCUCGACAACAAGUCACAUGUUUUUCCUCACUACGAUCAGUCCGCGAAGCUCAACGUGUCCAUGAUGAUGCACCUUUUCCACGCGCGUCCGCCGCCGCAGCUCGACCCUCCCCUGACCUCUCCUCUCCAGCGACCACGACCGGGUCGAUACCAUUGUCGGGCGGUACGCCUUCCAACUCCACCGUCUCGGAUACACAGGCUCCGAAGGAGGAACAAAACGACGCCACGAAGAAGACGCCCGCAAAAGGUCACACCAUGGUAGGCAGGGUGUCUCGAGUCGGCACCAUGAACAAGACGGUCCGAGUCAGCCGUACGGUGCAAGUUUGGGAUAGACAUUUACAGAAGUAUUACAAACGGAAAGCCCACGACAUGGUCCACGACCCCGACAACACCUUGAACGAAGGUGACGUGGUCGAGUACGGCGGCGCCGAGACCAGACGAAAGCCUGCGCCGGUCGUCGCCGGCACCCAGAUAGAGGGCACCGGCACCGGCACCCGCAAAAACGUCAAGUACGUCGUUCACCAGGUCAUCACUCCGUUCGGCCUUCCGGUCGACGUGAGACCUCCGCGCACCGUCGGCAGUCCCAAGGGCCGCUGGGAAGGUACGGCGGGAGAGGUGAUCAAGGGCAACGUGCGGCAAAGGGCCCGAGGGAAAUCCAAGGCUCAUUAAAAGGGAAAGAAAGGUCGAGCUUAACUUCCCCCACCACCACCACCUCCUCCUCCUCCACCACCCAAGAGGACGAAGAGAAGGGAAAAGACGGACGCAAACCUGUUUCCAUCGGGAUUGUUUGCAUCGCGCAGCGUCACCGAAGAUAUCGAUCUGACCAGGCCUGAACCGGUCAUUCUCCCGACGACUCAGUGCGCCGUAGCACACUUCCCGACUUCUUCCAGCAAGUUCUGGCUCGCAAAUCCUCGGGAGGCCUAAUCGACAAUGUGCAGAAAUGGAUCCGGAGCCCUUCCCAUGUGUCUUGUCUGGUCUUGUGCUAGGGCGAAGACUAGAUCCCCCUCAACGACUGUUCCCUUUUGGCCCAGUAACGUCGUCCUCUACCUCUCGUAGGGUUCAGGAUUCAGGUUGAGUCUCUCCAGACACAUAUGGUUUCCUCAGAACUGGUCCGUCAUGAUCUCUGUCACCCUCACCAUAACCAUGGCUACGGUCCACACCUAUCCCCCGGGGGGGGAUUCAAUGACGAAGAAUGGUGGCAAAGUGGGAAAGAGUCCUUUUUCGCCAGACAAGCUUGCCUGGUCGAGGACUCACUCUUUGGACGUCCAUGAAAGAAUUUAAGCCCGUGAGUUGUGUUGGCCGCCAUUGGGUGGGAGGAAACAAUGUACUCGUACGGACCGUUGAACAUUCUUCGGUGUAAAAUAUAUAUACAUACAUACAUCUAAAGUCCUAUUUUCUGGC
Molecule: messenger RNA, 1681 nt
Organism: Exophiala oligosperma
Lineage: Eukaryota; Fungi; Ascomycota; Eurotiomycetes; Chaetothyriales; Herpotrichiellaceae
Exons: 1
Coding region: 143-949 (268 amino acids)
Biological process (GO): translation
Cellular component (GO): ribosome
Molecular function (GO): structural constituent of ribosome
Source: RefSeq, a predicted model, not a curated record